Messenger RNA from Dicentrarchus labrax (European seabass), 3993 nucleotides. Its product is annotated as neuritin-like. Lineage: Eukaryota; Metazoa; Chordata; Actinopteri; Moronidae. Gene Ontology annotation, cellular component: plasma membrane. Gene Ontology annotation, biological process: nervous system development; neuron projection extension. The transcript has 3 exons. The record is from RefSeq and is a predicted model, not a curated record. The coding region runs from base 574 to 1014 and encodes 146 amino acids.
AUUCCAUGUUUUGAGCCACAGGGAUGUUUGCAGAACUUUUGAUACUCUUCUUCCCAUCCCUCAUGCACCCAGUCUUUGCACUGAGCUAUGAGGAGGACUGAGACUGUAGGAGCAGCAGGGUUAUGAUCCGUGUGUAAAAGCAUAUUGCUGCAACUCCUUCACCGAGACAACAGUAGAGAUUAAAAAUCUAUAAAGUGCGAUAAAGUGACCGAGGACAGGCAGGAACAUCCUCAGAGUCCUCCCUGUGUUGCGUGAGUGUUGCAGGGGGGUUGCGUGGCGGUUCCUCCCUCAGAGAGGUGAGAGAGGGAGCUGUCCGGUGCUGAGGGGGGGGAGAUGAGCUCAGCGCGCGCCGGGGGGCAGGUAACGUCAGCAGUCGGCCGGAGCAAGGAAAGACUGUACAUACACACCCAAGUGUUUACCGCCGCUUAAUGCCUGAUACACACCGACUCACGUUAAUGAUGGGCAGCUAAGCAGCUCCGUGUGACUCAGCGCCGCUUUUUUUUUUUUUUUAUUCCGAUCCAUGAGUGCCUCGGCAGCAUCCCGCGCCCUCCGCUUGGCUUGAAAUGGGAUGAUAUGGGAUUUUUCAUGUCGACGAAGAUCGGAGGGAUUCUUGCGUUUGCCCUGGUAUUCCUCCCCCUGAUGGUGUCAGGAGACGCUGCAGAUGUGAGGUGUGAAAACAUUUAUAAGGACUUUUCUGACUGUGUCCUGGAGCUGGGAGAGAGCAUGGACAACUACCAGGAGAACGUGACCAGUGAGAGGGGAGUGGCAGCCGUGUGCAGCCACUGGGAAGCUUUCCACACAUGUGCCCUCACAGCGCUGUCCGACUGUCAGGAGGAAGUCAGCUCCAUCUGGGAGACUCUGAGGCAGGACUCCAGGAAGAUACGCUUCCAGGGAAGUCUGUUCGACCUGUGCAGCCCCAGCUCAUCUCCUAGCUUAAGUUCACCUUUUGCUGCCCUUACCCUGCCAGUGAUGGGCAUGCUGAUCAUGACUGGACCCGACUGGUCCUCUGUAUAGAUGGGGGUGAGGGUGAGGAGGCAGGAGGGGUGAGAAGGGGCCCCCUGGUUUAGUCCUCCUAUGUUCAAAUUUAAAGCCAAGGAUUUAAGAGAGACAAAUAUUUUAAUAAGUAUUAUUUUGACACAGAGCCACGGAGGUCUGUGGCAAGCCAAUCAAUAUUUGCUCUGAUGAAUAAUGUUUGAAAUCUCCUCAGAUACUUCAGCUUUAUCCCCCCUUAUGUCUAGAAACUGAUAGAGUAGUUAAAUUACAUUUCCACCAACUAACCAGUCCAGGCGCACUAAAACGCCACGUAGUUAAGGGAUUUCAGAUACAAUGUGAGUCUGAUCAGAACAGACACCUGUGGCUCUGGGUUACAAACAAGGAGUUGACACAAUACAGCUGUACCAUCUAAUGCAUUCUAAUAUGAGAGCCCUGCAAUGAAUAAUACAGAUAACACUGCAGUUAUUGCAGAUUCAACUCUGAGGCAGUUUCUAAAGCAGCACUAGCGGAGUUGUUGCUGGUUUUCAUUACAAGACAGUGGUGAGUUAAUGUUUCUGUGUCCACUCCCUGUACCGUGGUUUUACCAUGGAAAUUGUUCAACAUUUUGAGAGUUACCUGAGAGGAUCUAUAAGCCACUCUCUUGUCUGUACACUAAAUAUGAAGAUGUUGCCAGUAGCCAGUUAGUUUAGCACACACUCCUAUGGCUGCUCCCAGCCCAGAAAUACUCAGAGUCAGCAUCCUUUUUACACUUUUGUACAGAUUAAACAAAUUACAUAUAAAAUGUUCAUCUAAAGCGAGCUUUAGAGUUGCUGGUAGAUGGAUUAUGUUACCUUUAGACAGAGCCAAACUGGCUGUUUCCUUUUUUUUCCCCCUUGUCUUUUAGCCAAGCUAAGUUAAUUGGCUUGUGGCUGAAGCUUUAUAUUGAGUAUACAGGCAUGAGAGUGGUAUCGAUCAUCACAUCUACUUCUCUUUAUCUUAAAAAGUAAAAGAGUUCCUUUAAUGAAGAACUAUAGCGUAUGUUAGACACCAAAACAACAAGUUUAAUCUCCAGUGAGUUUGUAUAAAUACAGCCAAGCCAUCAUGAUGUAAUUAGCUUUCACGUUUCAAGAAAACAUUUAAAGGAGCACUUCACCAAAAACAAUUGCAAUAUUUUCGCUAAUCUGUCAUUACAAAACCUUUGAAACUGGACCAAACCAAACAUCCAUCUGAAAGACGUAAAUACACUAAAGCUAGCGACUGACCAACGUUCAGAUGUCCUGUAGGUGAAAUGCUCCUUUAAUCUGUUUCCAAGUCUAGUAAAUGUUUGUGUAAGUGACAAUCAAGCCACUUGUAUAAAACUUUUGAUGCCCCCUUCCCCAACCCACAACACUUCAACCCACUGUGGUUAAUGUUGCACGGCUGCUAUAAAGACACCAAAAACAGACAUCUGACACGGCAUCAUCACACGUUCACCUCUCCAGCUCCUCUCAUGCUCUCUCAGAGCCUCGCCCUUGCGUUGGUUCAGUCUUAAGCUCGAUCAAACUUCUGACCUGUUGAUGUUUGUGUGUAAUAAGAAAAUCUGAAGUGUGGAUGUUCAGUGUUGUUUCACCCGUUUCUGUUCCACCUUGUGCGAAAAUGCUCACUUUGCAAUCAAGACAAUAUUACAUAAAUGUGAUACAGUACACAGAUAGACCAGAUCAGAUAUUCAAAGAAGAAUCUGUAUAAUUAUGCAUCCAGAGAUAUAAGGAAAAUUUUUCCGAAUAAUCCUAUUUUAAUGCCUGUGUACUGCCACACAGUAUUUAUUUCACAUUAAACACCUAUAAUUAAUCUCUAAUAAAGCCUAAUAAUAUGCAGGAGCAAAACUAACUGCUGUUGUAAUACAAAAAAAAGGCUUUUUUGUAAAAUGUCCAUAAAAGUGCUUUUGUAUUAAUAUUAGUUCAAUUAAAGAUUGACCCAUUAAUGCAUAAUUAUAUUGUGAGACUAAAUAGACUCCAAACUCUGGUGCUCUAUUUAUCUGUUUUAAUCUUUUGAUACAUUUUUGAAAACAAAAUCCCCAAAUGUUAAGCAGCAAACAACGACUGCCAUGAAUCUUAUCAACAGCAAUGAGUUAAUGGGUGCUACAGUUUGUAUCAUUCCCACUCUUUCAACACAUUUAGCCAUAAAACCCCCAUGAGAUAUCGUUAAUUGUAAUGGCCUUUUAACCACUUACGUUAAAUUUCCUUUACAAAGAUGCUUUUACUAUUACUGCAACAGUCGCCUAGUUUCCGAACAAAUUAAAAAUGAAUGAGCAAUAGCAUCUAUUUGUUUGGUUUUGUUUGUUUUUGUUUUUCCAAAACUGUCCUCAUUUGCACAAUACUCACGGUCCCAACAGACACGAUCACAUUUUGGAUGAUUACUGCGGUCCUUGAAUAUUUUCCAUCUUCUCUUUUGUCACAAAUGCAUGAUCAUUUUAGUGACAGUGCUUCAGAAUAAUGAACCGUCUUUUGAUUUUACCUUGGACAAAAGUGUACAGUGGCGUCGACCUGUGCAUGAAGUUAGGCUAAUAGUUCCUCAGUGUAUCAGCAUCCUUUUUAUGCAGAUUCAUUACCCCACCCACCCCCACCUCCCUUACCUCCAUUAGCAUGUUUGUUCUAGUGGUUCCUAUUUAUUUCAUGUUACACGAUUGGUAGCAUUAUGUCAUCCAUUGAGUGUCUGGUGGUGAGAAUACAAAAAAACAGUUGUGAUGUCCUUCAAAGCAUGAGCAAUAUGUACGGUCACUUCUAAAGAGAGGACUCUUAUCCCUUCAUAUGCUGUUGAAGAAAGCAUGAAAAUGAUUGUGUUAUCAUAAGCAUUAGACCACGAGAAAAGAACCAUAAAGACAAUUUAAACAUGGAAAGAACUUCUGAAUGUAAAACAAGUUCAAUACCCAUGUGUUUUUUUUCCUGUUUACUGAUAGAAAAGCACACUAUUUACAAGACUGUAUAAAGCAAUAUAUGGCAAAGUAAUGUGUUUGUAAUAAUAAAGCACCAUGUUUAAAACAUA